Messenger RNA from Clonostachys rhizophaga, 1800 nucleotides. The record is from the annotation of a GenBank genome assembly. Lineage: Eukaryota; Fungi; Ascomycota; Sordariomycetes; Hypocreales; Bionectriaceae.
AUGAACGAACUCCCAACCGAAAUCUAUCUGCACAUCUCAGGCUGGCUCACGGUCCGAGAACUGGCGAGGCUGAACCAAUGUAGUAGGAUUAUCAACAACAGAUGGGAAUCCCAUUUACUAUCUAUGCCCGUGGCUAGGGACCAAUUGAUGUACUGGGGCUGCUGCCGCGGGCAAAUAUGGGCUAUCCAGAAAGCUAUCUCAUACGGUGCCGAUGUGAGUGCCGUUGGGAUGUGGUCAAACUUCGAGAUCGCAGAAAAUCCGGUUGGUUUGACUUGUCUGAAUCUGCCGGACACGAGAUCUACCCUUGUGAUUGCCGCGCGGCAAGAUGACUUGGUCACCUAUGAGUUUCUGCUACGAGCUGGCGCAAGAAUCGACCCUGCCGAUUACAGAGGCAAGCGAUGGGAACUGUUGGCCAGUUGCCUGUUCAAAUUCCAGCGGCCGGAACCGCUGCGCCUAUAUUUGAAAUUUGGAUCAAAACGAGACAUUCCAUAUUUCCAGAAUGAGCUCGACAGAACCCUCCGCAAGUCAGUAUUCAACCGUGUUGGCGAGAAUACCUGCCGAGCAUGGCUAGAUCUCGGGGCAAACCCCCUCGCCGUUGGUGGAGGCCACGGUACGGAGGGAAGCGGAUCUGCUCUCGCAAUGGCGAUGGUAACAGGUCCAGUUCCUUUGGCACGGUUAAUGAGAACGCGGGCAUCGGCUGAUCUCUCGCUCGCUCAUCUUUAUUCGUUUGUCCACUCGGGUGUAUGCGUUCCCUCGUAUCAUGAAUCGGUGGCAUGUAUAUCCAUCCUUGCUGCCGCACAUAACCUUGCCGAUUCUGGACUACCCGAAAUGAUUGAUUUGUCCUUGGAAGCGCAUGAGAACAUCAACGCGACGGUUGUGUCACAACUUGAACUGCCUGGGCCAAGACAGUGGUACAUAAUGAAUGCUGUGAUGGCAUAUGUGCUCCGAGUCGACUGUGAUAGGGAUCGGGAAGCCGGAAUUCUGUCUCCUUCAGAGGGUCUACAGUAUUUAUUUCACAAAGGGGGUCUUGCUCUCAACACCCACGCCGGCCACCUUGGUGGCUAUCCGACUCUCUCGUUGCUUUGCCUCUUCUGGCAUAAAUGGGAUCGCCUUGACGGUCUGCUCAACAAUGAGGUCUACGCCAUACUACGAAUCCUUGCGCGCAAGAAGGCCGCCUGCGGACUCUUGCUCGGUUUCCUGUCUUCAAUUCGAACUGGGCGUGACAACACGCGGCUCGUCAAGAGCACCAAGCAACACAGUACCAUCACCGAUCGUUGGAGCAGCCUCUUGGAUCUACUGCUCAUAGAGAGGAAUUGCUUUCUUGUAUUCCAGGACGAGGCGAAUAAUCUACUCUUUCGCCUUUUAUUACACACCAUGGAACAGCUUGUUAAACGAGAUAUUGCGCUUAGCGACAUCACAUCGGGAAGUGUCUCGUCGGAUACUGAUUGCUCAACUGAAGACUGUGAGGUGAUAACAAUUCAAAAACUCAUCAACAAGGGAGCCGACAUUAAAUGGACGCCAACAUGGGGCGAGUUCAAGGGCGGUUCUAUACUGCUUUGGAUAGCUCGCCGGUACAUUCGCCACGAAAGCCUCCAUAUGCCCACGGUACAAUAUAACCAGCAACGCUCGUUUGUGAAUACUUUGAUUAGGCUUGGUGCAGACCGUCCUGAGGAUGUUUUGUCGCAACUUCUCUCAGAAAAAGACAUUGUUUACGAUAGAUGGCUCCGAUUCGUUUUUGGCGAGGUUCCAGAGGAAGAGGUUCUUCUGUGGAACUCAAGAGCUGCCCCUUUACUCGGAUGA